UACUGUCCAGAAGCUGGCUUUGGAAGUAGGUUGAAUGCACGUGGGUGGAUGUUUACUGUAGUUAAUGUUGCUUCCUGCUUGGUCGACGUCAAACCCGUUCUUAUGUGAUGGUUGUUUAUUGCAAUCGUGUACUUUGCUUAAUGUCAUCGUAAAUACUUUGCGGGCAGAGGUAAAGAAUACGUACACCAUCCGUUUUCGGCAUAACAAAAAACCCUAACCACUGGGUAUACGUGUUCUUUACUUUCGCCUACUUUGCUUACGUCGCUUAAUUGAUACUAUGCGAUGUUAUUAAAAUAAGGAUCGUUUUAGAGAUGAUGAUAACAUCUCCAGAAUAACGUUGCAUUUGGAUUUGAGAACUUUUAUUGAAUACUACUGUUCUGGACUUUUGAAAAUGUCUUUCACUGAUGACUGGUUUGAAGAAAACAUUCUGAUUAAAUGGAAUAAUAUCUUGGAAAAACAAGAAUACAUUGAGUUUCUGUUGCAGAAAAUUUCUCUGAAGAAUCCUGGGGACAAGCCAUCAGCUUCUACAAGUAUUUAUAAAGAAGUUUUAAGCAAUCUAGAUGGAUGUUACAAUUGCCUUGUUGCUGUUAUUAAGGUUUUGAAAUAUUCAGUUGAUGCUUCUAAAACAAAAGAUGAGGGAAGUACAGAUAACAAAAAUGAACACCACACAAGUCUUUCUGAAAGUGAUCCGUCCAUUGAUUUAAUUUCCCAGACUUCUGCUCAGCUUACUAAUGAGAGUGCAUCUGAAUAUAAGCCUCAGUCACAGUGUGAACCUCAAUCUAAGCCUUCUGACUUAUUACAAAAACUGGACCUUGUCUCUGUGGAGUGUCCUACCAAAUCUGAUACCUUGACUAAUUCAAUUAAAAAGGUAGCCCCUUCAUUGCAUUGUGGAAACUCCUUCAAAGAAGAAAACUAUGGAUUAGGACCAGACUUGAAAGAACUGACACUUUCCUCUACAGUGAAAGUGUCAGUUUGUAUUGUUAUGUCACCUUAUUGUUUCUGGGUGCAACUUACAGAUACUGCUGAAAGCAACCUGAUACAGUUAGCAAAGGAUAUAAGUGAACACAUAUCAUCAGAAAAUUGUCGAAGGAUCAGACAACCCUUUGUUGGAAUGAAAUGCUUGGCACCAUAUAAUGAUGGAUGUUUUUACAGAGCUAAAAUUGUAAAUAUUUGUAAACCCAAUAAAGAAGAUCCCUGUAAGCUGACCAAAGUAAACGUUCUCUAUGUCGACUAUGGCAACACUGAAGUUGUUUCAAGUGGAAGUCUACAAGAAAUACCCUACUCUCUAAGUCAACUGCCAUGUCAAGCAAUCUGUUGUUCCUUAGCAAAUAUUGCUCCCGUUGAUAUCAAGAAUGAUUGGUCAAUAAAUAUCUCUGACAUUUUCCAGAAAUUAGUGUCUUAUUCAGUUCUGUUGUGUAUUCCCAAAAUUUCCUGUACAGAUGGUUUCCCACAUUUAGUCCAUUUGUAUCCAAUUGAUUUCCCCAGUGCUUCCGCUUUGCAGCUCUACAGCAUCAGUUUACAGCUUAUCUCUAAAAAUUGUGCUGUAUACAUCCCUAUUUCUGAGCAAAUUAAUUUAAUAUGUAACAUUCUGAAAACCUGGGUUCUAUUCAAUCAACAGCCAGUAUUAGAUUCCACUGAGGAGGACAGUAUUUCUGUGACUUCUUACAGGAAUGAUGAUAUCACAAAAAGACAAUAUUAUGAUGGAAACAUAAACCAACAGAUUAGAUCUGCAUUUACAAAACGAAUGGAGUGUUCUACAAUUUAUGAAGAGCCUUGUGAGGAUUUUGAAGAAGAGAACUGUUUAAAUGUUAAUGUUGCUGAUCAGUGUGAACAUUCCACUUCUCAAACAAGUCCUGAAAAAUUGAAUUAUCAAAUAAGUUCUGAAAUGUCUAAUUGUCAAACAAAACCCAAAAUAUGCAAUUCUCAGACAAGUCCUGAAAAAUCUCUGUCUGAAUCAUCAACACUUCCAUGCACUAAUGUAACAACUGAUAAUAAAGAAGGUACAUUAGAAAGUUGUUCUAGUGAACCUUUACCAAAACAAUUUCAAACCACUGAUACAUCUAUCAAAAAAUACAACACAUCCAACUCAGAAACUGAGAAAAUACAUGAAGUUGUAUUUUCAUAUGUUUCAACUCCUUCUGAUUUCUAUGUUUAUGUAAUAAACUCUGCAACUAUUGAGAGGCUUGCAGAUCUUGUCCAAAGUCUUAAUGAAAAGUUCUUGAGACUAAAACCAACUGAACUCUUAGAACUCUCUGAAACCUUGAAAAUUGAGAUCAAUUCUUUAUGCUGUUGUUAUGACAAAACUGACCAAUCUUACCAUCGAGGUAUUAUUAUUGACUUCAAAUCUGCUCAGAAACCAAAUAAAAUGUCUGUUAAAGUUUUCUACAUCGACUAUGGAUAUAUUGCCUGGAUUUCAAGAAAGCACAUUUACCCCAUGAAUAUAGCUUAUAAAAAGUUUCCUGCAUUAGCUGUGCAUUGUACAUUGGCUAGAAUAUGUCCUGUUGGUCAAAAGCCACACCCUAGUGAUACAUACAUCUGGCCAGAAAAGGCCAAGAAAGCAUUUAAGAAAAAUAUCAACUUCAAAGAUUCUUAUGUCAUGAAGAUUGUAUCUGGAAAUCUGCCAUCAACAUCAUUUAGUUUUCAACAAUAUCUGAGUCCACCAUUACAAGUUUUAAUUGCAACGUUGAGUGAUAAGAAAACAGAAAGUGUCCAGAAUGCAGAAAUCUGUAUCAACUAUGAAUUGGUUCGAUUGAACCAUGCAACACUUACAGAGAAGUCUGCAGAACUGGAACUGCUCAACUGGGAUCCAAUGUCUGUAGAUUACGCCUCACUGCGGAAUCGGUAUGAAAUUAACACUGAUGAUGCUCAGAUUGCCACACAAGGAUUCAUGGUUAAUGAUGAAAAAACAAUCUGCAAGUUUUACAGAGACGGUCAAAAAUGUAAACUUGGAUCAAAAUGUCCAUAUAAACACAUAAGAGUACCAGAUGAUUGCCUCACAGUUGACAAAAGAGAAGUUGUUUGCAAAGAUGAUAGUUGUUCUGAAUUUGAACUACCAUUGGUUGGUUCUCUAGUUGGGGUAGAAGUUAGCGCUAUCAUAAAUCCUGCUCACUUUUAUUUGAUUUUACCUUGGGGCAAGGAUGCUAUCAAAGACCUGCAUGACAUGCCAGAUUACCAAAACAAAGAGGAAACUUUAGCAGACUUGCAGAAAGAUUUACAAGACUUUUAUAAGUUGUCUUUUCCCAAAGCUGAAGAGAAUCUGUUUUGGGGAAUUGGUGAGUUAGUUGCAGCCCAAGCUGUCGUUGAUCAAGAUUGGUACAGAGCACGCAUUUGUGAAGUAAAUGAUGUUAUAAACGAGGUCAAGGUAUUCUUCAUUGAUUUUGGAAAUGUUCAGUGGAUUCCAGAGAGUAACAUACAGUCACUGGCCCCUCAGUUUACACAUCUUCCACACCAGUCUGUGGAAUGUUGUCUUAAUGGAAUAGUUUCAGCCUCUGAUAAUGGUUUAUGGACCCAAGAAGCCAAGGAUUAUUUUCUGGAAUUGGUUGAUGAUAAAGUAUUAGUUGCAUCUAUAAAAGCCAUAAUGUGCAGGCGCAUGUAUAUUGACCUUUAUGACACAUAUCAGAUACCAGAGAAGAACAUUGCUGAUGAAUUAAUUCAUGCUGGAGUUGCAAAGAGGAAUCUGUCAGCAGAUGAAAAUUUAUCAACAGCUUCUAAUUUAACUAUAUCCAAGAACUACAUACCUGGAUAGAACUGUGACCUCACCAAUAACUUUGUAUAUUAAAAUUAUGCUUUAUUUUCGAUAAUUCAACUCCAGCUGGUUUAUUUUUUAUAACUUCACAUACCUGACUUACAGACAAUAUAUAUUUCAAAUAGAACACCAAAGCAAACUCUUGUGCUCUGUAAAAUGACGAUUAUACAUUUCUUUGUAGAUCUGUUUCUCUUUUAUAUUGUAAAGAAUUAAUGGUUGUAUCUACUUCUUUAAUGAAGUUGGUAUCUUCAUAACAUCUAGUCAAUACCUACUUCAUUGAUAGACUUCUGUAACGUCUAGUCAGUGUUUACUUCUUAACACAGCUAAUGGUACUAUGACCUGUUUACUGUACUUUAUUCCUCCAAGUAACUAUUGACCUCUUCACAUCUUGCUGAUAUGUUACAACUUCAAUAGAACAACUGAUUCUGUGAUAUCCAGUGAGUACUUAAGACCUUGAUAAACAAGUGGAUUAUCUACUGAGUACUUAGUUUCUUCAUAAAACCAGUGGAGACAUGCAUAAGCAAUACAUUUUGAUGAAUUUUAAACUUACUAUUUCCAUUGUCUCUUUCUUUUCAUUCAUUUCUUGAUCUUUUCUCAUUUUUGUAAUUAAAAUAUUUCAUAUGUUGUUAAAUUUUC
Octopus bimaculoides (California two-spot octopus) is the source of this 4381-nucleotide messenger RNA. RefSeq lists its product as uncharacterized. Gene Ontology annotation, molecular function: metal ion binding. NCBI's taxonomy places the organism in Eukaryota, Metazoa, Mollusca, Cephalopoda, Octopoda, Octopodidae. The record is from RefSeq and is a predicted model, not a curated record.